AUGGAAGGUAAAAAUAUGUUAAGCUGGGAGCAGAAAACAUUGCUAAGCGAGCUCAUUCUUGGAUUUGAGGCCGCAAAAAAGCUUCACGCACGACAUGGGGAAGCACCAUCGCCAUCUCCGUCGUCAUCAUCUUCUUCUCCGGUGGCGGCGGCGGCUGAGACGAACGAGGCUCUAGUGAAGCAGAUACUUUCUUCCUACGAGAAGUCUCUUCUCAUGCUAAACUGGUCCCCCUCGCCGUCCGUACAACUUAUUCCGACGCCGGUUGCUGUAGUUCCGGUGGCGAAUCCCGUCCGCAUUCCGGAAUCUCCGGCGUCUAUAAACGGAAGUCCGAGAAGUGAAGAUUUCACCACCGAUGGAGGAGGAUCCAGCGAGAGUCAUCGCCAGGAUUACAUUUUCAAUUCAAAGAAAAGGAAGAUGUUGCCAAAAUGGUCAGAAAAAGUGAGAAUUAACCCAGAAAGAGGCUUAGAAGGACCUCAAGAUGAUGUUUAUAGCUGGAGAAAGUACGGCCAAAAAGACAUUUUGGGCGCCAAAUUCCCCAGGAGUUAUUACAGAUGCACGCAUCGUAGCACACGGAACUGUUGCGCGACGAAGCAAGUCCAGAGAUCGGACGGUGAUCCAGCGGUUUUCGAAGUGACGUACAGAGGAACACACACUUGCCCACAGGCGAUCGCACCUCCACCUCCUCCUCCACCAGCCUCGCCGGAGAAGCAAGACACCAGACCCAAACCGACCACUACUACUACCCAAAAGCCUAAUGAGCUUCUCGAGAGUCUCAAAACCAGCUUAACCGUUCGAACCGACGGGCUUGACGACGUUGACGACGUUUUCUCGUUCCCCAAUACGCCGCCGUUUUACGAUUACGGGACUAUCAGCGGCGACUUCUGCAGCCACGUGGAGAGUUCUCCGAUGUUCGACGUUGUUGAUUGGUUCAAUCCAACGGUAGAGAUUGAUACGGCCUUCCCCACGUUUUUACCCGAGUCGAUUUAUUAUUAA
Messenger RNA from Thlaspi arvense, 993 nucleotides. The record is from the annotation of a GenBank genome assembly. Lineage: Eukaryota; Viridiplantae; Streptophyta; Magnoliopsida; Brassicales; Brassicaceae.